This is a messenger RNA of Schistosoma mattheei, 446 nucleotides long. The record is from the annotation of a GenBank genome assembly. NCBI's taxonomy places the organism in Eukaryota, Metazoa, Platyhelminthes, Trematoda, Strigeidida, Schistosomatidae.
AUUGACUCGGCUCAACCGAUUUAUUACCCCGUGUGUUUUGAAAAUUUACUGAUGGCGCAAGACGUUGAUAUGCUUGACAAAUGAACGAUUCUCAAAUUGUGGACUGCGGGAGAACAAGUGGAUUUGAACGAAUGAUCCUGUUGAUGAAAGCAAAUCCUUUGAUACCUGUUGGUGUGAUUGUCACUGGAGCUCUGCUUAUCCGCAUGAAGUAUGCUAGCCGUAAAGAAUUCGGACACUUAAUCUAUUUACGUCCACUGAGUCAAGCAAUUACAUUUUCAAUGAUUAUUUACACCGUAUAUACUACACCUGAAAUUUUCAACAAAAGUUCCUGUAGGUUAUCAAAAUAAAUAAUUUCACGUAGUUCCGUGGAUUUAAAGAUACAAAUAGUGACUUAAAAAUCUUAAUUAUAUAAUUUUGCAGCUGUAAUAAAAGGUCCUUUUUCUCGC